GGCGCACUCACACAUACGCUUCACAAUGCAUGCUCCUUGUACUGCCCUCCCACACGUAAGACCUUUUGAGGAAUAAAACCUACUCCAACAGUGAAAUAAACCAGUGGUCAAAUGUCAUCUGCGAAACGUCCAUGGAUUUACUGUACUCGAAAUUGUUACCGGCGAAAUACAUAAUGUUCCCCCUUUUUUCAUCCUCUCAGAACACCUCCAGAUAUGCUGGCCAAAGGACCAAAAGAACAGCAACAUGCGCUGCUAUGUCAAUGUCUAUAUUUUAAAAAUUGCACAGGAGGGAUA
This is a messenger RNA of Plasmodium cynomolgi strain B, 294 nucleotides long. RefSeq lists its product as hypothetical. The record is from RefSeq and is a predicted model, not a curated record. NCBI's taxonomy places the organism in Eukaryota, Apicomplexa, Aconoidasida, Haemosporida, Plasmodiidae. The coding region runs from base 132 to 275 and encodes 47 amino acids. The transcript has 3 exons.